ACUCAUUUCAGCCCCAAUAUUUUGAGUCAUUCCUCCAAUUAUCCGUUUACUGAUUUAUUUGUUUAAGGAAAUUAUCCCUUUUAUAUCAAUCCUUCAUUUUUCAUCUUAAUUAAUUCGAAUCAAUAGCGAUUCUGCCUCAAGAAGCUCCGCUGCAAAUAGGGAAAUUGGUGGGAGAAAUUUGUGAAAAGCGAAAAUGGCAGCAACAACAAUUUCAUCUUGUAUUUUCUGCCAGAAAGCUUCUAAUUCUACCGCCAAUAACCUUCUUCAUUUUGUCUGCUCCUUUCGUUUCUCUGAUUAAAACCAUUUUUCUUGUGCUUCUUCUUCUUCUUCUCUUAUACCGGCGAUUGAAUGAAGCGUCCCUGAUUAAGUAUAUCGGAUUCUGCAGGAUGAGAGAGUCGUUGCUUUUGAAGAUAUAAACCCUUCUGCUGUCAGUAGGUUCUCAGUGGCCAUCUAUGACCUUCGUGAGUUGCCAUCUCGAAGGUGCUGAGGAUGGCCUCUAUAAGGCCACUACAUGGCAUUUCUUGGUAAUUCCCAAGGAGCAUAUUCCCACAGUUAGGAAUCUCCAGAGAAGAGCUGAAGAUUACUCACUCGCAGUAAGUCACAUGUUGGGGGUGGGACAGACACUUUUAUCCCAAGAUUCACCUCAAUUAAAGCACAGAUUUGGCUUCCAUCAGCCACCAAUGAACAGUGUCAAUCACCUACAUCUCCAUUGUUUUGCUCUUCCCUACGCACCUCGGUGGAAGUUUGUAAAAUAUUUAUCAUUGGGAUCGAUCGGGUUCAUUGAAGCUGAGAAGUUGUUGGAGAAAAUAAAGCCUUAACUCACACACCAGAUCACUUCAACAGUAGUGAGUAUGCGUUCUCUAUGAUUGUUCACUGUUAUAAAGAGCAGAAAAGUUUGAUAACUCCGACCAAAAUUAAGGCAUCUAUUAUGAGUGUAUUUCUUCGUAGAUUCAAAGUUUUGUGUCAAUCUCUACAGGAAUUGUUCUUUUAGUAUUCACUGGAAGAAAGGCUUUGUUUUUAUUGCUUCUGAUUCAGGAAAGGGACCAAUGGCUAGCCUUAAAUUAUCAAGAUUCUUUUUUAUUAUUAUCAUUUUUAUUUUGUAGUAGAAUGAGAAGUAAGAGAUGAAUGUGUAAAUGAGUAAUCAAUGUACAAUUGCUCAUAUUUUCUCCCUUGGAAGAAUAUUUAGUUUCCAGGAAGUGUGAGUUUGGUAUAAUUUUGGGGAAUAAUAAUAUAUUAAGGGAA
Cucumis melo (muskmelon) is the source of this 1242-nucleotide messenger RNA. Its product is annotated as bifunctional adenosine 5'-phosphosulfate phosphorylase/adenylylsulfatase HINT4. The coding region runs from base 453 to 818 and encodes 121 amino acids. The transcript is spliced from 6 exons. Gene Ontology annotation, molecular function: catalytic activity. The record is from RefSeq and is a predicted model, not a curated record. NCBI's taxonomy places the organism in Eukaryota, Viridiplantae, Streptophyta, Magnoliopsida, Cucurbitales, Cucurbitaceae.